AAAUCGCCAUUUUCAAAACCGAAAGCACUGUUUUCCCUUUUGAGAUGGCACCGAGGGAGAAAACAGCGGCCGUCGAAGGUACCGGCAACGAUGGUUUGAAUAAUAAUAAUGAGGUUCAUUUCAGAGGAGUAAGGAAGCGUCCAUGGGGGCGUUACGCUGCUGAGAUCAGAGAUCCGGGGAAGAAGAGCCGUGUUUGGCUUGGAACUUUUGAUACGGCGGAGGAAGCAGCCAGAGCAUACGACGUCGCCGCUCGAGAAUUUCGCGGCGCCAAGGCUAAGACUAAUUUCCCUGUCCCUUGUGAAAAUCCCAACAAGGGGAAUGAGUGUAAACGUAACGGUAACAACAUCAACAACCGUAGCCCAAGCCAGAGUAGCACCGUGGAAUCCUCGAACCGUGAGCCGGCUCUCAUGAUCGAUACUUCGCCGUUAGAUCUUAACCUCGUACAAGGCGAGGCGGUUACCGGUUACGUACCCACGGCUACUAGGUUUCCUUUCCAGCCAGCUUCGCUGGUGCCGUAUAUUGCGGGGCGUAAAGUUUUUUACUUCGACCCGUUUGUUCGCCCUGGUGUAGUGAACGGCCAGCAGUUUCAACGGCUGGGAUUCGAUCAUCUCCAUCGUGAUUUUCAUGCGCCGACGUUUAAUGGUGGUGUACAAAGCGACUCCGAUUCAUCUUCCGUCGUUGAUUUGAACCACCACGAGGUCAAAUCGCGUCCACUUCUGAACAUCGAUCUCAACCAGCCCGCUCUUCCGGAAAUCUCUUGAUUGUUUUUCAUAUUCGCCGAUCGCCCAGCCGGAAAA
Molecule: messenger RNA, 797 nt
Organism: Hibiscus syriacus
Lineage: Eukaryota; Viridiplantae; Streptophyta; Magnoliopsida; Malvales; Malvaceae
Product: ethylene-responsive transcription factor 4-like
Exons: 1
Coding region: 45-761 (238 amino acids)
Biological process (GO): regulation of DNA-templated transcription
Molecular function (GO): DNA-binding transcription factor activity; DNA binding
Source: RefSeq, a predicted model, not a curated record